GAGAGAGAGAGAGAGAGAUGUAGCACAAAUAAUUUGUUAGUCUGUAGUGGCACUACUAAAGACAGGAUGGGAGCAAGCAGUCUGCCUUGGAAAAUCAUCAUCUUCUCUAUGUUUUAUUCCUUAUGUGCAGCUCAUCAAAGGUAUAAAGGUCUUUAUCCUUCGGCGUUCAGGGUGAAGAGGGGUGCGGCUCCAUUGGUGAACCCUGUAUUUCAAAAAUCUGUCAGCGAUGUCAAUUUGCUAUUUGAGAUUCUUUUGGAUGGACCUCAACUUGAAGAUGAAGACGGACAGUUUUUAGUAUGGGACAGAGAACUAGCAUCUCUACGUAAAACACACAAGUUAGAAGUCAUCUGUGAGAACAUUAUUCCCAAGACGGUCCCAGAGGUGCGUCGACUGAUCUUUGCUCUCGCCCAAGGCAAUGGUGUUCUUAGGAGGGAAGACUUUGAACGCACAGUGCUGACUUUAGUGUACACAGCCAAUAAAAUAGCUCAGGCAAACACUGCACACCAAAAAGAUGUUUGGGCAGAGUGCUUUAUCAACCUCUACAAAGCCAUUAAACAUGACUUAACUCUCAGAUAA
Messenger RNA from Tachysurus vachellii, 576 nucleotides. Its product is annotated as protein FAM180A-like. The record is from RefSeq and is a predicted model, not a curated record. Lineage: Eukaryota; Metazoa; Chordata; Actinopteri; Siluriformes; Bagridae. Bases 67 to 576 code for a protein of 169 amino acids. The transcript has 3 exons.